This is a messenger RNA of Dermatophagoides farinae (American house dust mite), 2768 nucleotides long. RefSeq names its product DNA mismatch repair protein spel1. The record is from RefSeq and is a predicted model, not a curated record. Gene Ontology annotation, cellular component: nucleus; MutSalpha complex. Gene Ontology annotation, molecular function: ATP binding; ATP hydrolysis activity; ATP-dependent DNA damage sensor activity. Lineage: Eukaryota; Metazoa; Arthropoda; Arachnida; Sarcoptiformes; Pyroglyphidae. Gene Ontology annotation, biological process: mitotic recombination; mismatch repair.
CCAAAAUUUUAUUCACGUUAAUUUAGUGAUUAAAUAAACAGAUUUAAAUAACGAAAAAAUGGCUAACAAUGAUAUUUCAGGUUCAAAAAAUGAUAUCAUAUUCGAUUCGGAAUUUAUUCAAUUUUAUUUGGAAAUUCGAAAAUCUCAAGGCGAAAAUGUGUUUAUUUUGUUCAAUCAUGGAUCAUACUAUACACUUCAUGACAGCAAUGCUGAAUAUGUUUCGAAAAAUUUCCUGAACACUACUGAAAGUUUGAAGAAUUUUCAAACAAAAAAUCAUCAUACCGUUGUGUACACUUGUAUCAGUCAAACACGUUUUCCAUCAUUAAUUCGUCAUUUGUUGAUUGAAAAUAAUUUUGCUGUUGAAAUCUAUUCGAAGACAAAUCCAAAAUCGAAUAUCAAACAAUGGCGUUUAGAAAUCGAAGCUUCACCUGGUUAUCUGGGCCCUUUUGAAAAUCUUUUGUAUGAAGCUGAUGUCAAUAUUUCCAUUCAAUUAUCGGCUGUCUACAUUCUUGAUGAUGAAAAUGAUGAUCGAAACAACCAUGUUUCCGUCGUUUCUAUUGAUCCUAUCGCAUGUCAGAUUUUUUUAGGACAUUUCCAAGACAAUGAUUGUCUCCGUCAAUUAGAGACUAUUUUAGUUCGUUCAAACCCUAAAGAAUGCUUUAUUCCGAAUGCAGGUAAUUCCACAAAAAAAUUAUCUCAAUUGUUAAAAAGAAAUCGUGUUAUGAUUCGUAAAUAUUCAGUUCAAUAUCAAAGUGAUAAUUAUCAAUUGGCCACAGUAUUAAAAAAUUUAGCUGUACCAGAAUGUCGCGAAAUGGUCGAAAAUUUUCUACAGCAAACUGUCAAUAUCAAUGAAGUAUUGUGUCCACUCAAACCGUUAUUAUUGAAGCAAAAAUUGCUUGUCACUGAAGCUGAAAAUAUAACAUCAGAUGCUUCAUUGAAUUAUCCGUUUGGUUGUUUCUUUAUAAAAUUGCUCAACCCAAAACAAUUUCUACGUUUAGAUUUAUCAUCCAUUCAGCAUUUACAUUUAUUCCCAUCGAAACUUGAUUCAAAAUCGAAACAUUCGCUGUUUCAAAUUUUAAAUCGAUGCAAAACUUAUUGCGGAAUGAAACUUUUGGAGCAAUUUCUCCGACAACCAUCGACCGAUUAUACAACCAUUCAGACUAGACUAGAUAUUGUGGAAUUUUUCUCGGAAAACCCAGCGAUUAUGGAUUCGAUUCGAGAACAGAUUCUUCCUCGGAUACCAGAUAUGACAAAAUUGUAUAAAAAAUUAAACACCGGUCGCUACCAAAUCAAAGAUGUAUUUCAACUUUACUUUGUUCUGGAUUAUCUUCGGCGGCUAAAAACAGUCUUUGACAAUCAUGGUCAACAAUUUCCGUUGGUAGUACAACGAAUGUUAAUUAAUAAACUUUCGAAAUAUUUGGCUCAAACCAAUCGAUUAUACAUGCGUCUGGUUCAAGUUUUAGAUUUGGACAAUUAUGCUCAAUCUGGAGAAUUUAAACUAAAUGUGAAAACAUUUCCUGAAUUGACGGAAGUUAAUUCUUUGAUGCAACAAUUUGCCAAACGUGUUCGUGAAGAGCAUCGAAUGUUACAGAAUAAAUAUGAUGAUGGAAUAUCAUUGGAACAAAACAAAGACAUUGGUUGGUUUUAUGAAAUUAACAAAAAAACUAUUGGAACAAUUGGAGUUAAAUCCGUAGUUUAUCGAACGAUUUCAUCCAAAUCCGAAAAAAGUAUGAAAUUUUUGACCCGAUUAUUGACCGAGAUAAAUGACGAAUUUUCGACUUUGGGAAAACAUUUUGAAAAAUUAAGUCAGAAUUGCAUACGCCUUGUAUUGAAAGAAUGUCAGGAUGAUUUGUAUCGAAUUUCUUCUUUGCAAUCAUACGUUUCUCUUUUGGACAUUUUGACAUCAUUUGCCAAAGUUGCAACCGAUUCUCCAGUGCCUUUCACUAAACCAAAGAUUCUUGCACAAGGAAGCAACGAAAUUGAAUUGAAACAAUUUCGACAUCCUAUUUUAGAGUCGAUUAAUGGUGGUCAAUUCGUACCAAACGAUAUACGAUUUAAUCAAUCUCGCAAAGUUUUCAUAAUAACUGGACCAAACAUGGGUGGUAAAUCAACAUUAUUGCGAUCGGUAGCACUCUCUGUAUUGAUGGCUCAGAUUGGAUGUUUUGUACCUUGUGAAUCUGCUCGUAUUUCUUUGACGGAUGCUAUCUACACACGAAUGAGUUCAAGUGAUGAUCAAUCACUGGGCAUGUCAACUUUCAUGGCUGAAAUGUAUGAAAUCGCAGGCAUUCUAAAAUCAGCUACACAAAAUUCCUUGAUAUUGAUCGAUGAACUAGGACGUUCAACAUCUACCAACGAUGGAUUUGGUUUGGCACAAUCAAUCAUUGAACAUAUUGCUCGUGAGAUCCGUGCUUAUACAUUAUUUGCUACACAUUUCCAUAAUUUAGGAUUAUCAUUAUCAAAAGGUUUAUUACAUCGUCUUCAUAUGCAAUCCAGCUUUAAUGAGUUACAACAAUUAAUUAUUCAUUAUCGUGCAUUGCCUGACGAAGAAUCGCAAUAUAAUUCACAAUCAUUUGGUAUCGAAGUAAUGAAAUCGGUCGGAAUGCCAGAACAUCUCAUUCGAGCAGCACAAGAUCGAUUGGAAAGAAUCUAUGAUUCUACAAUUGAUUCAAGAAUAUUCAAUCAAGUAAUAGAUACAAUUAUUGAUGAUUUUUCAUUAUCUAGUUCUAUCGAAAAAAUUUUUGAUCUUGUUUAAUUAACUGACAUUUAUA